AUGGCGACUUUAUUGCCCCCUCCUAGCAAGCGCCAGAAGGUUGCCCAGGCAGAGAAAGCCCGGGAGCAGCAGGAGAUUCAGAGCAUUCCUAGCGAUCUUGGCAGCAUUCGUGUCCAGUUCUUCGACCAGGCCACCGGCAAUGCCACUGGUCCCGCGGUCUCGGUCCCCGUGGCCGAUGCCAAUGUUAAGAACCUGGAGACGCUCUUGAACACCUUGCAAGGAAAUGACGAUGAUGAUGAGCGCGUGCCUUACCGCUUCACCUACCAGUCCGAUAAAGAAGGCCAAACCAUCGACAUCCUCGCCAAUUUGUAUCACUCGCUUCUCCAGCCUGGAGUCAAAACUACCGAAGACACAGUCCCACUUUUCUUUACACCACAGGCGGUAUUCCGCGUCAAGGCCGUUUCGCGAUGUGCUGCCUCCAUCGCCGGACACGGCGAGGCCAUCCUAGCCACGUCCUUCUCCCCAGUCUCAUCGUCGACAAUGGUUUCUGGAAGUGGUGAUUCCACUGCCCGAGUUUGGGAUUGUGAUACUGGAACCCCACUGCACACUCUCAAGGGACAUACCAGCUGGGUGCUGGCUGUCGCCUACUCUCCGAACGGCGCCAUAAUUGCAACCGGUAGCAUGGAUAAUACAGUGCGGUUGUGGGAUGCGAAGAAGGGACAGGCUCUCGGAGGCCCAUUGAAGGGCCACGCGAAAUGGAUUACCAGUCUGGCAUGGGAGCCGUACCAUCUGCAAGAGUCUGGGCGGCCCCGUCUGGCGUCGGCGUCCAAGGAUUCGACCGUACGCUUAUGGGAUGUGGUGUCGAAGCGAAUUGAGUCUGUAUUGACGGGUCACAAGGGUUCUGUGAGCUGCGUUCGAUGGGGUGGAACUGGACAGAUCUAUACUGCGUCUCACGACAAGACUAUCAAGAUUUGGAAUCCCAAGGAGGGUACCCUAAUUCAGACCCUGUCGGCGCAUGCUCACCGCGUUAACCACCUGGCUCUAUCGACUGACUUUGCUCUUCGCACUGCCUACCACGAUCAUACCGGCAAGGUCCCCGCAUCGGAAGCCGAGAAGGUUGCUGCAGCACGGAAGCGCUUUGAGCAGGCUGCGACAGUCAACAACAAGAUUGUCGAGCGCUUGGUGUCAGCUAGUGAUGACUUUACGAUGUACUUGUGGGAGCCUUCCAGUUCCAACAAGCCCGUUGCCAGAUUGCUUGGUCACCAGAAGGAGGUGAACCACGUCACCUUCUCGCCUGAUAUGUCCUACAUUGCCUCGGCCGGAUUUGAUAACCAUGUCAAGCUGUGGAAUGGCCGCGACGGAAAGUUCAUUACUACAUUCCGUGGCCAUGUAGGCGCUGUCUACCAAUGCGCUUUCUCUGCCGACUCCCGACUCCUGGUUUCAGCGUCCAAGGACACCACCCUGAAAGUCUGGGACGUCCGCACAGGUAAAUUGUCGACAGAUCUCCCAGGACACAAGGACGAGGUUUUCGCGGUCGACUGGAGCCCUGACGGAGAGAAAGUUGGUAGCGGCGGUAAGGACAAGGCGAUUCGUAUCUGGCGAAACUAA
This is a messenger RNA of Penicillium taxi, 1548 nucleotides long. RefSeq names its product WD40 repeat domain-containing protein. Gene Ontology annotation, molecular function: protein binding. The record is from RefSeq and is a predicted model, not a curated record. Bases 1 to 1548 code for a protein of 515 amino acids. Gene Ontology annotation, cellular component: nucleolus. The transcript is spliced from 3 exons. Gene Ontology annotation, biological process: ribosomal large subunit assembly. NCBI's taxonomy places the organism in Eukaryota, Fungi, Ascomycota, Eurotiomycetes, Eurotiales, Aspergillaceae.